CGGGUGUAGCGGUGGGGGUGGUGGUGCAAGGGGACAAGUGGAGAGGGAGGAAUGUGGUUGACCCAAUGGCGAGGCGGCACCGAAACACUCAUCACAACAAAGCGCGCGUCACCGCCACGUGUGUUAUUCCGGCAACAAAGUGGCCCUCUCUCUCGCUCGCUCGCCUCCUUCAAAAGGCGCAGGAGCGAGCGCAGCCCAGGGGCACAACGCAAUUCAAUUGUGACCGAGAGCCAACGAACGCUAACUAGUACUCCGGCGUGUUACUUUUGCGGUUCGGUUUAAACCGCCUUUAUUUUUUUGUUAUUUCUUUCUCUAGCACGCGCGCUCUCGCUCUCUCUCUCUCUCUUUGUUGCUGUUUGACUUGUGCGGUGGUUUUGUUGAGUUUUUUUUGACAAAGGGGAAAAGAUGCCUUUCUUGGGUCAGGACUGGCGGUCUCCUGGUGGCAGCUGGGUCAAGACUGGCAGUGGAUGGAAGAGGGGCAGCCACGACAAAGUCAACGACAUCAUUAAAUUCAUGUCUCAAGAAAACAAGGAAAACUCUGUACAAGAACAGGACUUUGAAGUUGUCGUGAAAAAAAGGCGGAAGGACAUGCUAAACAAUACUGCCAAGACACAAUAUUUCCAUAAGGAUAAAUGGAUAUACGUUCACAAGGGGAGCACGAAGGAGCGUCACGGCUACUGCACCCUGGGAGAGGCGUUUAAUCGACUCGACUUUUCUGCCGCAAUCCAUGACAGACGGCGCUUCACCUACGUUGUACGGCUUCUGCAGCUGAUCGCGCAGAGCCAACUGACCUCUUUAAGUGGGGCCGCGCAGAAAAACUAUUUCAACAUUCUGGAAAAGAUUGUUAACAAAGUGCUCAAGGACCAGGAGAAUCGCUUGAUCAAAGAGCUCCUGCAGGGUCUGCACACGUCCCUGUGCCAGCUGGUGGAAGGCGUGGGGAAGUCUGUGCUGGUGGGCAACAUUAACGUGUGGUACCUUCGCAUGGAGAGCAUCCUGCAGUGGCACUACCAGCUCAAGCAUAUUCAAAUCACAGCCAGAGAAGAUGAAGGUCUGACUCUAGUUGACCUCCCAGCUGACAUGCAGCUCAAUAUUCUGCGGCGCCUGGCUGACGGGCGCGACAUCCUCAGCAUGGGCCGCGUGUCGGCUCGCCUCAGCGGGCUCUGCGAGGACCGCCUGCUGUGGAAGCGCCUCUGCCAGUACCACUUCACAGAACGCCAGUUCCGCAGGCGCCUGAUGUGAACGACAAAGGGCAGUGAUUGGCAGAGAAUGUACUUCAAGAUGCAGCGCUGCUACCCUCGCAAGGAAGAGUAUGGCGACACCCCACAAUUCUGCCGCCACUGCCACGUGCUCUUCUGGAAGGACACUGGCCACCCUUGCACAGCUAAUAAUCCUGAGUGUGCCUACAUUCCACUCUCCCCACAAGCCUUCAUCAAUCUGUUCAAAUUCUGAUGAAACUGAGGACCGCUGCCCUGGAACGGUGUGCUCCCAAUGCCUGCGUAAACAGUGCCAAGUUAUACAAACGAAACUUUUUUUUUCAAGAGGACGAUUUUCUCAGGGACUAGUAA
Petromyzon marinus (sea lamprey) is the source of this 1565-nucleotide messenger RNA. Its product is annotated as F-box only protein 32-like. Gene Ontology annotation, biological process: protein ubiquitination. Gene Ontology annotation, molecular function: protein binding. The record is from RefSeq and is a predicted model, not a curated record. Gene Ontology annotation, cellular component: SCF ubiquitin ligase complex; nucleus; cytoplasm. NCBI's taxonomy places the organism in Eukaryota, Metazoa, Chordata, Hyperoartia, Petromyzontiformes, Petromyzontidae.